Molecule: messenger RNA, 1130 nt
Organism: Solanum lycopersicum (tomato)
Lineage: Eukaryota; Viridiplantae; Streptophyta; Magnoliopsida; Solanales; Solanaceae
Source: RefSeq, a predicted model, not a curated record
ACUUGCUCAAAAAAAGUAAGAGAGAAAAAAAUAAAUAAAAAUGGCGAUAAAUGGUAGAUUGUUACGUACCUCUAAGCAAAUGGGCUUAGGUAACAAUAUUGGUGGCCAGAAUCAGUAUUAUUCUUUGACGAAUAAUUAUUCGUUACGAUUUAAAUGUUUGAGUAAAGGUAGACUUAUUGGCGGAGCAGAGAAGAAGGUAGUAGUUGUAGCAACUAAGGCUGUUGGUACUGCGGUUGUAUCUGAACCAAUUACUACACAAAAUUGGAAGAUUUCAGAUGUAAGUUUAGUCGCAGAUAAUGUAUCAGAUCUCAUAUUUCAAAAAUUGAAAAAUUUACUCAAACAAAUGCCGCAGAAAUUGCAUCAUUUACAGUCCUCCAUUGAAAAGGGUAUUUUGGAUUGCCGGUUCUUCAGUCUUUUAGCAGUUGCAGGGACAUUGAUUGGUUCAUUAUUAUGCUUUAUUGAGACUAAUAAAUAUUCUCAGGGUUGUUACUUAAUCAUAGAGUCAUACAUCCACUAUUUUAUCGCAAUCUCACAUAAAUCAGACCUUGGACAUGUAGUGCAGCUAUUAAUCGAAGCUAUCGAUAUGUUUCUAUUGGGGACUGCUAUGCUUACAUUUGGAAUGGGAUUGUAUGUCAUGUUUGUGGGAUCAAGAAAUAUUAAUGUUAAAGGAGAUGAUGAUGAUCAAUUGUCAGGCAAAAAGUUGUAUUAUUUUCAAACACUUCCAUCAUUAAUGGGAAUGAAAUCAGUAAUGCAAGCAAAAGCAAGAAUAGGACAUGCACUUAUAAUGUUACUUCAAGUUGGAGUAUUGGAGAAGUUCAAGAACAUACCUGUGGUUAAUGGAUUGGAUCUUGCUUGUUUUGCUGCUGCUGUUUUUGUUUCAUCUAUUUGUGUUUUCAUUCUUUCUAGGCUUGCUGCCACUAACACAAAGGCUGGAGACUAAGAAAAAUGCACAUUUUUACACUAUAUGUAUAAAGCAAGAAAAAAAAAUUAUAAGCAAAAAAUAGGUCUUAGGACUUGUUGUAGUUGGCCUUAUUAUUUAACAUAAAUAUUCUUUCAAUUUGUAACAAUUAAAUACAUUUGUUCAUAUGUGUUCUUGUAUAUUAUUGAAUUAGUAAAUGAGUUUCUUUGCA